Molecule: messenger RNA, 510 nt
Organism: Arctia plantaginis
Lineage: Eukaryota; Metazoa; Arthropoda; Insecta; Lepidoptera; Erebidae
Source: the annotation of a GenBank genome assembly
AUGUCGGGCAAGUCGUUCACAUCAGGCAGCGUUCGCUCGUGCGGCGGAUCCGUGCGGCUUGGCACGGUAGCGGGCCAUGAGGUAGUCCUGGAUGCUCUGUACGAGCGCAAGCGCGACAAGAAGACCGUGCGCGUGCUCACUGUCAUCGUGUAUGUGUUCUGCGUGUCGCUAGCCGCGAUCAUGCUAUCGCUGUACUACGUAUUCUUCUGGGAGCCCAAGGACGCGCAGUACGCGCAACGCAAGGUGUUUCACAAAGUAGACCAGCAAACCAGCACUACACCACUGCCCACAUGCUUUAUGCCCCUCACCGGAGGAGGCGAUACCACAGUGAAUAGCAGCACAAUCUCUUCACUGGAGAACAUCACCAGUGGUUUUCAGCACAUCAACGAAUCUGAGUCCACUACAGAAACAGCUGAAGGCACCCAAUUAUUUGACACCACGCCGCAAACAAUCCUCAACAACAUUUCCGAUGACAUUGGCUCCUUCAAUGAUACAGACAGCAUCACAUGA